This is a messenger RNA of Caenorhabditis briggsae, 669 nucleotides long. Gene Ontology annotation, biological process: brain development; neuron differentiation; central nervous system development. The record is from RefSeq and is a predicted model, not a curated record. Lineage: Eukaryota; Metazoa; Nematoda; Chromadorea; Rhabditida; Rhabditidae. Bases 1 to 669 code for a protein of 222 amino acids. Gene Ontology annotation, molecular function: DNA binding. The transcript is spliced from 5 exons.
AUGCAACAUCUUCACUUGGUUUCUCAACAACUCGUAAAAAUGGAGGUUCCAGAGAACCAUCAAGUUCCGGAAGACAUUGGAAUGUUGCCGAUCCAACUUAUGAAGACUCCAGAUGCAGGAUCGUCAUUUAGUUUUUCGACUGUGGGAAUAAAAAUGGAGAUUCCAGAAAACCUCCAAGUUUUGGAAAACACUGGAAUCUUGCCAAUGGAAAUUCUGACAACUCCUGAUCCAUUAUUGUCACUCAGUUUUCUGGCUAUGGAAAGAAAAAUAGAGAUCCCAGAAAACAUCCAAGCUCCGGAAGACAUCGGAAUCUCUCCAAUAGGAUUCACGAACAACUUCAAAAAACCACCGAAAACAAAACGCACGCGUAGAUCACACUGCAAAGAGACAACACAAAUCCUUCAAGCUUAUUUCGAAACUUCUCAUCAUCCCAGUGGUUUGCAAAUGGCGCAACUUGCGGAGGUUACAGGUCUGAACAACAAGCAGGUCAAAGCAUGGUUUUCGAAUAAGAGAAGGAGCAUGAGAGUUCAGCAAAUGAGGGAAGAGAAAGAGAAAGCGAAAGUUUGGAAAAUGAUCACCCCAGGCAGCCCAGUUCGAUCUCCUGGAAUUGCUUCACCAUCGUCGAUUUUCCCGAAAUAUCAGAUCACUGCCGAGGCAAGUCAUAUGUAA